AUGGCGAAUUUGUUGGCAGUAAAAUACCUUCCGUUGUUGUUUCAACCAGUAGCUUGUCGAUUAAAGAAAAGUUGUACUGAUCAUUCAACUGGCAAAGAGAAUACGUGUGAUAAAAUCAACGUAUCACCGCCUGAUCCCAAAAACGUGAAGGAACGUGAACAAGCAUCAGUUCGUACAAAGACUAAACAGCUGCAUGUCGACUUUUUUGUAGAAAUAGAGAAUGCAUCACAAUUAAGGCCACUCAUUGCAGAAAAAAAGAAUGAAGCGAGAAGAAAUUCAUCGACAGUUCAACCAUUUAUGAUUGGCAUUAUCGGCGAAAAGAAAAUAAAGUCAUACGUGGUACUCAAUGAGAUUAUUUACGAUGUUGACAGUAUAGUUCAUGCAGUUGAUACUUGUUUUAAAGUAUUUUUUGCUUUGGAAGCUGAAUAUCUUAUCGCGUGCAAACCAGUGUGGAUGUUUAUUCAAAAGUAUAUCUACGAAAUCGAGUUAGAUAAAACAUACACGACUGAAGAAAGCGUUAUAAGUGACUUUCAGGCUUAG
Belonocnema kinseyi is the source of this 540-nucleotide messenger RNA. RefSeq lists its product as uncharacterized. Lineage: Eukaryota; Metazoa; Arthropoda; Insecta; Hymenoptera; Cynipidae. The transcript is spliced from 3 exons. The record is from RefSeq and is a predicted model, not a curated record. The coding region runs from base 1 to 540 and encodes 179 amino acids.